Messenger RNA from Cynocephalus volans (Philippine flying lemur), 1823 nucleotides. RefSeq names its product solute carrier family 25 member 27 (gene SLC25A27). Gene Ontology annotation, biological process: response to cold. The record is from RefSeq and is a predicted model, not a curated record. NCBI's taxonomy places the organism in Eukaryota, Metazoa, Chordata, Mammalia, Dermoptera, Cynocephalidae. Gene Ontology annotation, molecular function: transmembrane transporter activity. The transcript is spliced from 9 exons. The coding region runs from base 180 to 1151 and encodes 323 amino acids.
UCCCGGGGCGCUGGACCUCCCCGAAGGCUGCGGGUUCGCCGGACCGAGGCGAGAGGGGGAAAUGGUCCCCGCCCGGCCACUCGCGGGUUGAGGAGGGGCUGUCCUGGCAGGGUGGCAGGCCAGCUGCGGCGCGGUGCACCGUUGGGAAGGGGUGCGUUGCCGUCCGGUCCUGCUGCUGAAUGUCCGUUCCAGAGGAUGAGGAGAGGCUUUUGCCGCUCACCCAGAGAUGGCCCCGAGCGAGCAAGUUCCUGCUGUCAGGCUGCGCGGCGACCGUGGCCGAGCUAGCAACCUUUCCCCUUGAUCUCACAAAAACUCGACUCCAAAUGCAAGGAGAAGCUGCUCUUGCUAGGUUGGGAGACAGUGCAAGAGAAUCUGCCCCCUAUAGGGGCAUGGUGCGCACAGCCCUAGGCAUCAUCGAAGAGGAAGGCUUUCUAAAGCUUUGGCAAGGAGUGACACCCGCCAUUUACAGGCACAUAGUGUACUCUGGGGGUCGAAUGGUCACAUAUGAACAUCUCCGAGAAGUUGUGUUUGGCAAAAGUGAAGAUAAGCAUUAUCCCCUUUGGAAAUCAGUCAUUGGAGGGAUGAUGGCUGGUGUUAUUGGCCAAUUUUUAGCCAACCCAACUGACUUAGUGAAGGUUCAAAUGCAAAUGGAAGGAAAAAGGAAACUUGAAGGAAAACCAUUGCGAUUUCGUGGUGUGCAUCAUGCAUUUGCAAAAAUCUUAGCUGAAGGAGGAAUACGUGGGCUUUGGGCAGGCUGGGUACCCAAUAUACAAAGAGCAGCGCUGGUGAAUAUGGGAGAUUUAACCACUUAUGAUACAGUGAAACACUACUUGGUAUUGAAUACACCACUUGAAGACAAUAUCAUGACUCAUGGUUUAUCAAGUUUAUGUUCUGGCCUGGUAGCGUCUAUUCUGGGAACACCAGCUGAUGUCAUCAAAAGCCGAAUAAUGAAUCAACCACGAGAUAAACAAGGAAGGGGGCUUUUGUAUAAAUCAUCAACUGACUGCUUGAUUCAGGCUGUUCAAGGUGAAGGAUUCAUGAGUCUGUAUAAAGGCUUUUUACCAUCUUGGCUGCGAAUGACCCCUUGGUCACUGGUGUUCUGGCUUACUUAUGAAAAAAUCAGAGAGAUGAGUGGAGUCAGUCCAUUUUAAGCCCUUAAAGAUGCAGCCCUUACAGAUACAAUGUUCAGUGUUAUUGAAAUGUGGGCAUCUGCAACACACACCCCCUAUUAUUUGUACCUGUUUAGGAAGACACUCCACAGAGACUGUGAUUUAUAGGGGGCAGCACUUUAUUUUACUCUGGAAACCUGAGUUCUCUUUGACUCCUCUUUUUAUCCAAAAGUGAUCUGGUUGGAUCUUACGAGGCUAUCCAUUGAGAGCCAGCACAGCAUAUUCUAAAGAAGAAUUGAACCCUGACCACUUUCACCUUUGCUGAGAAGUUUGGCCUUUGAGAUGCUAUUCUGUGCUGAAGAGCCUGCUUAGAGGAGUGCCAGGAGGGAGACAGCAUCUCAGAUCUGAAGUAGACAGUAGGAAUGUGGAAGAAUGUAUACGUAGUGCUUAAGAAAUACGUUCAACCUGUUAUGUCAGUAUUUAUAAUUGAAGUUUGGCAGUUCACUUUUCUGUUGUUAAAGUGUACAUAUUGUAAAUUAAAGGCAGGUGAAUGAAAAUUAAUGAAUAAACAUUUUGAGAUUACCUAGUGUUGAAGGAAGUUAAUGUAUCUGUUCUUGUCAGGAGGAUGAAAAAAAGAAAAAUCAAGUUGAGAUGACAUUUGGAUUUCAAGGAAAGAAGCUGCUUUCUGCCAGUGCCCCCUCAUUAGAUCUGUGU